GUGGGCACUAAUAAGGCCACACAUACGCUGAAUGUAUCUUUUGGACCAAUACUGAAACCCCACAACGAAACGGUGUAUGGCGUGGAUGUGAACCGGGAUGUGAGAAUUAAGUGUGAGGUCGAGGGCAACCCAAAGCCAGACAUAGCGUGGCUGAUGUUGGGUCAGACCAAUGUGUUGGGCACUGACGGGGAACUACUCGUCAAAGAUGUGACAGAAAAGAAGACCGGAAAAUACAUUUGUAGGGCAUCUGUGAAGGGAUUCCCAGAGAUAUCCUCACAACUUAUCGUACGCUUGAAUGGUCCACCGCAAAUAGAGGACCCGUACAUACAUUAUGGUCUAAUCGGCGAGACUAUUGUAAAUAUCGACAGUAAUCGAGGCGUUAAUAUAAUCGAUGAGCGAAUACCUGGAGAAUCGACAAUACUGUCCACAGUUGUCAUAUAUAACGCUAAACUAUCAGAUUUUGGUGAAUAUAACUGUACGAUUAGAAAUAGGUUUGGUUUCGAUAACAGAGUCAUCAUUUUGGCCGAAAAAAUCGGUUUCACAACAUUAGUGACAUUCGCAUCGCUGUUGUUAUCAAUAUUAGUGGUAAUCGUAUUGAUCACUAUUGUCGUAAUCCUAUGCUUAAGACACAGACACAUGAAAAAGGCAGUAAAGCUUAAGAAGAAGGGUUCGUUGUAUUCGUCGACCGAUCGGACAUCAAGUGAUACAAGCGAUGAGACGUUAGUGGAGUCCGAUGUGUCGACUGCCGGCACCACUGAUGACACCGACGCCGGCAUUCACGUCGAGAUGCAGUCCAUUACAAGUAGCGAAAUGUCGGCGCCGGCACCUCAUCACAGCCGCCGUAGUCAUCGUAGUCAUCGAAGUCGAAACACUGGCACUGAUAUUGUCUUAGACUAUGAAUUAGAGCACAUAGGAAUCGAC
Oppiella nova is the source of this 921-nucleotide messenger RNA. NCBI's taxonomy places the organism in Eukaryota, Metazoa, Arthropoda, Arachnida, Sarcoptiformes, Oppiidae. The record is from the annotation of a GenBank genome assembly.